Anthostomella pinea is the source of this 357-nucleotide messenger RNA. Lineage: Eukaryota; Fungi; Ascomycota; Sordariomycetes; Xylariales; Xylariaceae. The record is from the annotation of a GenBank genome assembly.
AUGGACGUCGACGUGGAACAGGCUCGAUACGAGCUUGUGAAGUUCGGUCCCAUUGCCAAGUGCCAGAGCGACUUGAUGGUCGCUCUUGCCAUGAAUAUUCAUGCCGCUGUCAUGGUCGAAUACCGCGGUUACCGAGGCUCCCCUAUUGCACCACGACCACGCUCUCGCUGUCCGACCUUGCCGACGACUACCUCGAAUCUGGAAGCUCCUGGGGAGGCUGGCAAUAUCGGCAUUGGCGCCCGUCGCCACGAGACUGUCCAUCUCUUCGGGUGCCCUCAUCAGGAGAGCGGCGUAAUUGCCACGGUCGGUCUCCUGCUCGGGCGAAACCUCAACCAGAUCCGGCGUCAGGUCGACUAG